AUGAGUUCAAAAUAUGAAAAUGAAAGCUUUGUAUCAACAGGAUCAGACAAAAAUUGUGAAAAAGAAGAUUCUAAUUUAUUACAAAAUGACGAAGAAGAAUGCGUGAAUAACAGGAAAACGAAAAAAUACAGUAAUGAAAAGAAGCACAAAUAUUAUGAUAAAUUUUUUAAUAAAAAGAGAAAUAAAAAAUGGAAUUACUGUAUCAUAUUUUUUCUAGGCAUAUGCUUUGGUUUUGCUAUAUGGCCCUUUUUUAUGACUAUAAUAACGUAUAAAUUAUUUUAUAAAGAUAAUUUUAAUAAUUCAAAUUUUACAACAAGUAACACGUCAGCAUCAUUAAAAUCUUAUGGAAAUGAUAAAAAUAAAAAAAAUGAUAACAACAAAAUAUCAAUUAAAGAUCAGUCACAAAAAAAUACAUCUCCUCAUUUUAGACCCAUAAGAUUUGAAGAAAUUGCAGGAAUAGACGAAUCAAAAUUAGAACUAUUAGAAGUAGUUGAUUUUAUAAAAAAUAGGGAAAGAUAUCAAGAUAUGGGAGCACGAAUGCCUAAAGGUGUAUUGCUAGUUGGACCACCAGGGUCAGGAAAAACUAUGUUAGCAAGAGCUGUUGCAACAGAAGCCAAUGUGCCAUAUAUAUAUACAUCUGGGCCUGAAUUUAUAGAAAUAUAUGUAGGACAAGGAGCAAAAAGAAUAAGACAAUUAUUUGCGCACGCAAGAUCAGUAGCUCCAUCGAUUGUUUUUAUUGAUGAAAUUGACGCUAUAGGGGGAAAGAGAAGUUCAGGAUCAGUAAAUGGUGCAGGUCAAAGAGAACAUGAUCAAACAUUAAAUCAAUUAUUAGUUGAAAUGGAUGGAUUUAGUAAUACUAUACAUAUUAUGGUAAUAGGUGCAACAAAUAGAAUUGAUACUUUAGAUAGUGCUUUACUUAGACCAGGUAGAUUUGAUAGGAUUGUGUACGUUCCAUUACCAGAUGUAAAUGGUAGAAAAAGAAUUCUUGAGAUUUAUGUAAAAAAAAUAAAAAGUAAUUUAAAAGCAGAAGAUAUUGAAAAAAUAGCUAGAUUAACUCCUGGUUUUUCUGGAGCUGAUUUAGAGAAUGUAGUGAAUGAAGCUACCAUAUUAGCUACAAGAAAUAAAAAAAGCCUAGUUACAAUAAACGAAUUGUUUGAAGCUAGGGAUAAAGUUUCAAUGGGUCCUGAAAGAAAAUCAUUAAGACAAUCAGAACACCAGAGAAGAAUUACUGCUUAUCAUGAGGCUGGUCAUGCAAUUGUUGCUUACUUUCUUCAACCUAAAACGGAUCCUAUUCAUAAAGCUACUAUCAUUUCAAGGGGGAAUGCUCUUGGAUAUGUAGAACAAAUACCAGUUGAUGAUAGACAUAAUUAUUUUAAAAGUCAAAUGGAAGCAAAACUAGCUGUCUGCAUGGGUGGACGAACAGCAGAAGAAAUUGUUUUUGGAAAAUCCGAAACAAGUAGUGGUGCAUCUAGUGAUAUCUCAAGAGCAACUGAAAUUGCUUACAAAAUGGUAACCGAGUGGGGGAUGUCUGAAAAAUUAGGACCGCUAAAUUAUAAAAAAAGAAUGGGAGAUGGUUAUUCUUCAAAUAGAUUAUCAGCUCAAACUGUUUCUAUUAUUGAAGUAGAAGUAAAAACAUUAGUUGAAAAGGGGAAAAGCUUGUCAGAAGAAAUUUUAAGAAGACAUAGAAAAGAAUUGGAUAAUCUAGCUUUUGCGUUAUUAGACAAAGAAACCUUAUCAGGAGAGGAAAUAAAAAAUAUUAUCGACCCAACUAAUUCAAGGGAUUAUUCAGAUAAAAUACAUCUUUUAAAUAAAGAUACAAAAAACGAUACACAGAACAAUGGUUAUAUUGAUAAUGAUAAAAAGGAUUUAUCACAUCAUAAUGAGAACAAUGGCUGGAGCCGGAUAGAAUCACCUGAACAAUUCAGGAAAAUGGAUAAUACUGGUGCAUAUGAAGAAGAGAAAAAAAAAAAAAGGAGUUGGGAGGAAAAAAAUGAAGCAUCUAUAGAAAGAAAGAAUGAUCAGUUAAAUACGGUUAAUGAAUCCGCAAAUAUAAAUGUAGAUGACCAAUACAAAAAUAAGGAGAAUAGCGAAAGAAGGAAUGAUGAACGUAAAGUCACUACUGAUGAUGUUGAUAGUAACAAAAUAGAAAUCAUAAAGACGAAUGCAAAAAAUAGCAUUAAACGGAUAAUAAAAAAAUAUUCUAAGGGAUCGAAUAGCAAAAAUAAAAAAAUUAUAAAAAUAAUAAAUGAACAUAAAUAUUAUGAAGCUGAUAAAAGGAUGAAUAAUGAAAAACCUGAAAAUAGUAGCAACAUAUUAGCACCAAGGAAGGUAGACAAAGACGGAUAUACAAAUAAACCAUCAAACGGCAAUAGCCAUAAUAACAAUAUAGUAAAAAAUAUUAACGAAUUUUUUAAGAAUAAUUUUCCAGAAGAGAAAAAUAAUAAUGAAAAUUUUGAUUUUGUAAAAACAAAAAAAAUAUCUUAUAAUAACUUUAAUGAAGUAGUGGAUACAUCGAACAUAAAAAAUGUUGGAGAAAUGAAAAAAUUUAACAUUUUUGAACACAAUUUAAGUAAAUUAUUUCUGUUCGAUAUUUUUAACAGUUAUUAA
Plasmodium malariae is the source of this 2607-nucleotide messenger RNA. RefSeq names its product ATP-dependent zinc metalloprotease FTSH 1, putative (gene FTSH1). The record is from RefSeq and is a predicted model, not a curated record. Gene Ontology annotation, molecular function: metalloendopeptidase activity; ATP binding; ATP hydrolysis activity. Gene Ontology annotation, biological process: proteolysis. The coding region runs from base 1 to 2607 and encodes 868 amino acids. Gene Ontology annotation, cellular component: membrane; chloroplast thylakoid. Lineage: Eukaryota; Apicomplexa; Aconoidasida; Haemosporida; Plasmodiidae. The transcript has a single exon.